This is a messenger RNA of Fonsecaea erecta, 1359 nucleotides long. RefSeq lists its product as hypothetical. The record is from RefSeq and is a predicted model, not a curated record. The transcript has a single exon. Bases 1 to 1359 code for a protein of 452 amino acids. NCBI's taxonomy places the organism in Eukaryota, Fungi, Ascomycota, Eurotiomycetes, Chaetothyriales, Herpotrichiellaceae.
AUGUUUCUUUCAUCUGUACUCAGUUCUCUCUUCCUCUUGUCAUUUGCCGCCGCCCAAAACCACACCGGCGCCCAGCAACUCUUCCCGCGCCAGGAGCUCUGCAACCCUGCCGACCAACAGGUCAAAGCGUGCGGGGCGGCAGACCUGUCCACGUCGAACUGGGCGGCGUUCCGGAUCGACGAUUUUUUGUCUAGCUUUGUCCUGACGUUCGGCGCCGGGACGUCUACCGAUCUCGGGUUCCCGGGAUACUUCGUCAGACAGAACCUCUUGCCCGGCGAGUCUUUCCUGUUUGAUUGCUCCAUCGUCGGUUCCGACCUGUGCAAACACCCCGUCGGGGUCAACCCUGCCGUCGGGACGGACUGCGCCUUCAAAGAUAUCCCCAACGUCGGUAACGAAGCGUGCGGCGGGUACAUCUCACCCCAGGCCGGGUUCGUGGUGGAGAACUUCAUCCGCUUCCACCAGGCGGUGUCGAACAACUUCUUCGCCAUCGAGGACGCCGGAUCGGCGAUCUUGAACUCCAACUUCAUCGAUGAAGUGGUCGACGGCCUCUCCGAGGAGCAAGGCAACAUUCUGGAAGCCGUGUUCGAGGCGAUCGCGGGAUUCGUGCUGGGCAUUCUUCCCUUCGGCAGGGCCUUUACCCUCGGUGUCCAGCUGUUCAAAAACCUCGACCGCAUCUACUCCCUGGCCGGCGAUGACAAGGCUCUGAGCGGGUCGUUGGACGUGGUGCGCACGAUCGCGGCGAACGAGGCGAUCCGAGACCUCGCGGAGCGCACCAAGGACCAGCUGCGACGCCAGGUACAGGAGAUCGUCGACAGCUCGCAGCGGCGCAUGCAGGAGUCGAUCGACAUCGUGUUCGGGACGGGGCCCAACUCGGCGUUCGGCCAGCCCGGGGGCAGCGAGGCCCAGGACAAUUUCGCGUUCAGCCUGGCGCAGAGCGGCGCGUUCCUGGAUGCCGUGCCCGCGCGUACGGACCUCGCCGCCAUCAUGGAGACGAAUCUGAAGAACUGGAUCGUCAGCUCCACCAUGGCUGGCAUGGAGUGGAACAUCGUGCUCGAUCCGACGGAGUACGAAGACGACCCAGCCGACCCAGGGGGCGUGUGCCGGAAGGCGAUGAAGGGCGUUCCGUUCAUCCUGGGCACUCAGUGCGCCGAGUUUCGUAGGGGAGGCUUCGACAGCCCCAAGCCCGAGAAUCCCGCCGUGCUCGAGUCGUUGAUCGAUGUCGCAGAGGCUAUCCGCAAUGCCCAGGAAUGUAAUGGAGGAAGUCCCAACUGGCAGUCCGUCGUCGAUGGAACCGACAACUCGGCGACCUCGCUACCUCGGUGUUUGUAUACCUUUCCCGUUAUCAGUGGUCGCCAAUAG